This is a messenger RNA of Xiphophorus maculatus (southern platyfish), 2180 nucleotides long. It is a transcript of the gene ppox, whose product is annotated as protoporphyrinogen oxidase. Lineage: Eukaryota; Metazoa; Chordata; Actinopteri; Cyprinodontiformes; Poeciliidae. The transcript has 13 exons. Gene Ontology annotation, biological process: heme biosynthetic process. The record is from RefSeq and is a predicted model, not a curated record. Gene Ontology annotation, cellular component: mitochondrial inner membrane. The coding region runs from base 114 to 1544 and encodes 476 amino acids. Gene Ontology annotation, molecular function: protoporphyrinogen oxidase activity, oxygen as acceptor.
GAAGAAGAAGAAGAAGUAGUAGUAGUAGUAGAAGAAGAAGACUGUUGUAUCAGCUUUCCUAAUCGGUCCUUGGAGUGACUCUGUACCUCUGCGGUACCAAGUAAAGUCAGCCAAUGAAAACAGUAGCAGUCCUCGGAGGAGGUAUCGGGGGUUUGGCUGCCUCUUUCUACCUCUGCAAGAACCCCCAGGUUGCCAAGGUAAUCGUUCUGGAGUCCAGCAGUCGUUUUGGUGGUUGGCUGUGGUCACUGAGGCGGUCUGAUGGGGCCGUGUUUGAACUGGGACCAAGGGGGAUCCGACCUGCUGGGGCAGUGGGAACCAACACACUCAAUAUGGUGGAAGAUCUGGGUCUGGAAGGAGAUAUUCUUCCAGUUUCCUACAAUCAUGUUGCCUCUAAGAACCGCUAUCUGUAUGUCAAUGGACAGCUCCACAAGUUGCCUUCUGGAAUAAGUGGAAUUUUGAAAACAGUCCCUCCAUUCUCCCGCCCCCUUCUGUUCAGUCUCCUCACUGAGAUCUUGGUAAAGAAAGGAAGAGAAGAGGAUGAGUCCAUUCAUUCAUUUGUCUCCAGGAGGCUUGGAAAGGAGUUGGCAGACCUAGCUAUGGACAGUGUGUGUCGGGGUGUGUUUGCGGGGGACUGUAAGAAGCUGAGUGUGCGCUCCUGCUUCCCUUGGCUCUACAUGGCUGAGCAGCAGAGAGGUUCCCUGACUCUGGGCUUCCUGCUGGGCUCAGGUUCAGCACCUGUGAUUGUUCCUGGACAUCUGGCUCAGAGAGCGAAGAGAGAGGCCUGGGCUCAGUGGUCUCUAAAGAGGGGAGUGGAAACCUUGCCAGAGUCCAUCGCUGAGUUCCUCCAACAGAGCGGCAAGGUGGAGCUGCACAGGGAUGCAGCUGUUAGACAAAUAAUUCCCACAACAUCUGGAUGGAAGGUCCAUGUGGAAGAUGGUGUAAUAUCAGCUGAUCACAUCAUGUCUGCUCUACCAGCUAAAGCCCUGUCCUGCAUCCUGCCCCCCUCCUGCCAGGGUCUUGUCCAGCAGCUGCAGGACAUCUCAACAGUAACUGUGGCUGUGGCCAGUCUGGAGUAUGAGGGCUCCAUCCUCCCAGUAACGGGUUUCGGCCACCUUGUUCCUUCAUGGGAAGACCCAGGUUUACUUGGGAUAGUCUAUGAUUCUGUUCCCUUUCCUCAGCACAACAGACAGACUGGACAGACAACAAGACUGACGGUCAUGAUGGGAGGUGCCUGGUUCCAGAAUGUGUUUGGGGCCCCCCAGGCUGUCUCAGCAGACAGCCUCUUAGCGAGGGCCACCGAGGCAGUGCGCUGCCACUUGGGACACUGUGUGGCCCCCAGCUGGAGUAAUGUGGCUCUUCACAGGGAUUGUAUACCUCAGUAUCACCUCGGACACUUUCAGAGAGUAGAUACCAUGCGAGCCUUUAUAAAGAACAAUAACCUACUGCUAUCUCUGAUUGGCUCAGCAUAUGAUGGCGUGUCUGUGAAUGAUGUCAUCUUCAGUGGACGGACAGCUGUAGCAGAGUUGUUGGGAAGUGGAGUUUGAUGCAACAUGAGCAACAGAUCAGAUUCUCAUCUUGAAAUACAUUAAUGGACUUUAUUUAAUUUUCUAAGAACCCUUCUAAUAUUUUGCCCCCCCUUUUUAAGGGAAUUGUAAUUUUCUGUCUUUAAAGAGUAACUAAGCCCCUUCUGAAAGCAUAACAUUUGAACAAAUUAUGAAAUAUUCAAGAAAGUGGUGAGAGCCAAGAUGCACUCAGGGGUGUUGCCUAAUGUGGGGAUGAUUGGAGGGGAAAGUGUGGCUGUGUUGACGAAGAGAGAAACACUGUUGUUAUAAACUUUGACAUUAUAUUUUUCUACUUGUAAUUAAGAAACAAACUAGCGACAAAUUGAACAACUUUUUUCUGACUGGUUGCCAGUGAAAUUCAUCAAGCUGCUUUGCUCCUCAAGCUAGCGUAGCUAGCAAGCAAUGCAAAUUUUUUCUGAUAAGAAAAAGACCAAAGGAACCGUCCGGCAGCCCUGCUGUGGACGACUCUGCUGAAAAAAAGUAUAAAGGAAGAAAAUAAAUGUGAUGUGAUUAAUAUAAAAUGCUACAUAUUCUUCUCAGAGGAGGGGAUUGUAAUGAAAGUGUAUUAUUUUCUAAUGAAAUCAUAAUAUGUUUGAAAAUAAAAAAUGUUGCCACAGA